AUGAAACUGAAACCCAGGUCAACGAUCCAGCAUUCCAUCAAGCUACGGGUGGAAUGUCUCCAGUUAUUUUCUAGGUUACUACUGGGCCCAAAUGCUGGUCUUGAAGAGUUAGUUGAUUUCCAUAACGCCAACUCUGCUCUACCUUAUAACUGCUCUGUGUCAGAUAACAGUCAAAGAGCAAUGCAACUUCUUUGUUUCAAUCAAGGUUGGCAAGCCCCCAAUGUGUUCACUCUGUCACCUAUUAAUUCGUUGGCUUGUCUCAUUCACUGGAGGGUCAUAGUAACGACUUGCAAAUAUCUCUCUCUCGAAAAAAGGGAAGAAUUUGCAACCUUCUGUGAUGAAACUGGGGCCCAAUUACACUUGGAAGUACCUAAAAAUGUCAGGACCCCUGCAUUAUGGGAACCGCAAGGGUUCAAAGAAGUUGCCACAGGGGAUCAUAACUCAUUACAAAUUACAGUUACCCCCAAUCCCCCCAAAAAGCCGAGGUUGCAGUACAAUGAAACGGAAGCCAACUCUUCACAAUCUCAGGUAACAGCCAAUCCUUGCGACAAUUCUACCAUGCUAUCCAAUGAAGUGGAUGCUAUAGAUUGUCAUUUUCAUUUAGACCGUACGGGGAGCAGAGUACUCAAGAAAUCACACAAUCAAUCACCUGAUGAUCUCCUUACUCAGAUCUUGGAGUUUCGGCAGGUGGUGAGUCCUCUGGUUCCUGUGAGGUUACUGGGAAUGGUCGCCAAUUUUUGUGAUCCAGAUAGCUACCCAACCCUCUUUCCCUCGGAUUCUAGACUCAAGAUAUCCAUUGGUUUCCAUCCGAGGAAAGUACGAGCAUUCUCCCAGAAACUACUUAGCGAUCUGGUUGGAAUUCUAAAUAAUCCAGCAACAGUUGGACUUGGGGAAAUAGGUUUGGAUUGGACUGAGCCUAGGAUCACACGGUCUACACAAAUACAGGUGUUUAAGGAUUUGCUUGGGGUUUCAGACUCAAACAGGGUGCUUAUUCUCCACCUAAGGGGAGAAACCCCUGCUGACUUUUCCGUCUUCCACACCGGACUGGAAAUCGUUAGUUCCAUUUGUCGGAAAUCCCAGCCUAUCCACCUCCAUUGUUUCAGUGGAGAUUUGUCCGUAGUCGCAUCUUGGGCGACGUCUUUUCCGAAUUGCUAUUAUGGAUUCAAUGCCAAUGUGGCCCAUUUCGGACCUCAGCAGGUAGCGGCGCUCCGGGCGAUUUCGUUAGACCGAAUUCUCUUGGAAACCGAUGCCCCUUAUUCGCCUCCUGUAAAGGGGAUCUCCAAGAGUGCGCAAAUAAUCAACACUCCUGCAUUCGUAGGAGAUGUUGCCAAGUUGGUUUCCGAAGUCCGUGGGGUCGCCUUGGAUCGCUUGAUACCGGCUUCGGUAAAGAAUGCCAAAGAUUUAUACAAAUUCUAA
Messenger RNA from Mercenaria mercenaria, 1416 nucleotides. RefSeq lists its product as uncharacterized. The coding region runs from base 1 to 1416 and encodes 471 amino acids. Gene Ontology annotation, molecular function: hydrolase activity, acting on ester bonds. Lineage: Eukaryota; Metazoa; Mollusca; Bivalvia; Venerida; Veneridae. The record is from RefSeq and is a predicted model, not a curated record. The transcript has a single exon.